Messenger RNA from Pungitius pungitius (ninespine stickleback), 1203 nucleotides. RefSeq names its product fer3-like protein (gene ferd3l). Gene Ontology annotation, molecular function: protein dimerization activity; DNA-binding transcription factor activity, RNA polymerase II-specific; RNA polymerase II transcription regulatory region sequence-specific DNA binding. The coding region runs from base 428 to 850 and encodes 140 amino acids. Lineage: Eukaryota; Metazoa; Chordata; Actinopteri; Perciformes; Gasterosteidae. The record is from RefSeq and is a predicted model, not a curated record. The transcript has a single exon. Gene Ontology annotation, biological process: developmental process; regulation of transcription by RNA polymerase II.
CUCUGUCAAGAGCCUCCGUUCUUCAGAAGCUCAUUAAGCGCCUCCAGGAGGACAGCGCAUCAAUUGGUAGGGUCCUGCGGCCUCCUCUCUGCCUUUUUAAGCCUCUCUUCUCGGAUUCACCCCACUCACGGGCCGACCAUAGAUAGAAAUGGAUCCGAUUUAGAGGUAGAAGGGACAUGAAAGAUGUCGCACUGUGAGGAUGCGUAUGUGACUUAUUAAAACAGCAGGAAGGGUACUGGGACUCGAGCCAAAUAGGAUCUCACCCUGUUGUGCUCUGACCGGAUUUGGAGCUUGUUGAGAUGCUCCUCUGUUUUUGUCCUGAGCGCUUUGAUUGGCGUCACUUUUGCGCUUGACUAGAUCGCAGACGGGCUAUAAAAGUGUCGUGUUCCCGGACAGACUGACCGCCGCCCUGGGACUGGACGCGGAGAUGCAGGGCCACUUAGUCGACCCCACGUUAAUCGAUUUCGUCAAUGACGUGAACCCGAUGGAGCCGGCGGCUGACGACACGCACAGCCCGAACGACCGGACGCGGCUGAGCGACUCGCCAUGGAGCGACCUGGAAAACGACGCGGACAUCUGCGCCGUGAUGGGGGGCGUGCCGAAGUACUGCAGCCGCGGGGAGCACGGCCAUCGCGGCAGGUCCAAACGGAGGCGCGUCAUAACCGUGGUCCAGCGGCAGGCGGCCAACGUGCGGGAAAGGAAGCGGAUGUUUAGCCUCAACGAGGCGUUCGAUGAACUGAGGAGGAAAGUUCCCACAUUCGCCUACGAGAAGAGACUGUCCCGCAUCGACACUCUGCGCCUGGCCAUCGUCUACAUUUCCUUCAUGACGGACCUGCUGGAGAACACCUGAGUGCGAGUAGCCCUCUGUGAACUUUAUUCCCUUGGAGAUGGUAUUGCGUUUAUUAAUUAACUGUUCGUGGUGAGGAAGUGUUCAAAAUGAUCCGAACUGUGAUGUGGGUCAAUUUCAGAAGUUUCAAAUCCCCCUAUCAAACAAAAAAGUAUGAAAAAUAAUUUUGCCACCGACAUAAAUUAAUAGACAUGGCUUAAAAAAAAUCCAAGAGUCGACCCUCUAAAUAUUUCACUUAAUAUAUGUGACCUAAGAUAUGUUAUGCCUUAAAAUAAAUCUAAUUACUACAAUAACGAAUGUGUUCUUUGCUGUACAUUUAAUUUGUACUGUACAAUGUCAUCAGAUUAUGAUCAGUG